This is a messenger RNA of Phytophthora infestans T30-4, 1155 nucleotides long. RefSeq lists its product as uncharacterized. Lineage: Eukaryota; Oomycota; Peronosporomycetes; Peronosporales; Peronosporaceae. The record is from RefSeq and is a predicted model, not a curated record. Bases 1 to 1155 code for a protein of 384 amino acids. The transcript has 5 exons.
AUGAUCCGAUUUCAGCGAUACUACCGCCAGUUUGCCAGAGAAACGAUUCGAGCAUCGCGCUCUAGCAAAGUUCUCCAUUUCGACUUUCAGACGAUGGUGGAAGGUGCCGGAGGCUACAAGUACGUCCUGGUCAUUACAGACGGCAUGAGUGGGUUCGUUGAGCUCAUUGCCUUCGCUCAAGCCCCCCUCAGACAACGUCUACGCGAGGUUACUCGACUGGUUCAAGCGCUCUCCCCAGUAUCAUCCCAACUCCGAAGUAUUUUGCACCCACGAAGUUCUGGCGACGCUACCAUCGAGUCGGUCGAUGAGGAGACUCGCAAGCAUAUCGACAACGUAGGCCUUGCUUUUAAAGGAAUGCACCGUGCGCUGGUUGACACAAGUGACCCAACUGGCCGAACCUCUGCCCCGACCAGUGAAGACUUCGACGCUACGCGAGGCGACGUCGAAGACCUAAACGAAGAGGCCGACGCGCGAGGUGCCGACGCCUUUGAAGACGCCCGCGAGGAAAUACGGAUAGUCACGAAAACCCAAUUGGCAGCAAAAGCUCCGUCAAUGUCGGACACUAGCAUGGAAUCAGCCCCUCCUUCGCCGAAGAAACCCAAAAUUAAGGAUGUGCGCUGCUCAAACUUCAAGGGAAACGAGGGUUACCCUGGUUUAGGCGCCGGAUUUGAAAACUUUAUUCAUGAGUUCGAACACGCAAUUCGAGCCGAAGGGCUGGUGAAUGGCUCAACCUGGACCAACGACCUUAAGGCGUCGGUGAUCGUUAACUAUCUCAAAGGUAAAGCGUCCAGGUAUUACCAUAAGAAAAGCUCAGAGUGGCAACGACGUCACGACGGUGAAAACAUGCCAUAUUCAGAGGUGAAGCGCGCGAUGCGUGCAGAAUUUGGCUGUAAGCUAAGCCAACUGGAGCUCAGCACCAAGAUGCGUUGUAAUAAACGAGAAAGUGACUCGUGGCACGAUUACUUAGAGUAUUUGAACUUUAUUGAAGGACUUAUGGAGGGAGACCAGACGAAGUUAGUGAUGGAAGUCUUUGGUAACCACGCAUGCCCUGAGCUCGCAGCUACACUUCUGGCGGCCGUACCUGAAGACACUACGGAUUAUGCUACAGAAAGCGACCGCAUGAAGCGAUUACUGUACAAGCUUAGAGGCGAUUGA